Physella acuta is the source of this 3920-nucleotide messenger RNA. RefSeq names its product C-1-tetrahydrofolate synthase, cytoplasmic-like. Gene Ontology annotation, molecular function: ATP binding; methenyltetrahydrofolate cyclohydrolase activity; methylenetetrahydrofolate dehydrogenase (NADP+) activity. Gene Ontology annotation, cellular component: cytosol. Gene Ontology annotation, biological process: tetrahydrofolate interconversion. NCBI's taxonomy places the organism in Eukaryota, Metazoa, Mollusca, Gastropoda, Physidae. The record is from RefSeq and is a predicted model, not a curated record.
UUUUAUUGUUAGCACGAUUCACGCUGAUAAGUUUUUCCACUUGCGUUUUAUUUAUCGAGUCAAAGUUCUCAGUUAUCUGUCCAUCUAAAUCUAGAGUCUAGACUAAAACUGUCAACUGAAACUACUAGUCUAGAUCUAGUUCUGAUUUGCCUACUUGUUAUAUAAUGGCACAGGUAUUAAGUGGAACUAAAGCAUCCAAUGACAUAAAGACACAGUUGAAGAAUGAGAUUUUAGAGCUGCAAGAAAAAUAUCCAGACUUCAAACCAGGGCUUGCUAUUGUACAGGUUGGGGAUAGAGAUGACUCCAAUGUUUAUAUUGGCCAAAAGCUAAAGUCUGCUGCUGAAGUUGGUGUAAAUGCUCAGCAUAUUAAACUUCCACGUUCCUCCACACAGCAAGAGGUGUUGUCAUGUGUUGAAAAGUUAAAUGAUGACAUCAGUGUUCAUGGAAUUAUUGUUCAGCUACCACUGGAGAGUGAUAAUGUAAUAGAUGCCCAUUUGGUCACAAAUGCCAUUCUUCAGAGUAAAGAUGUUGAUGGCUUACACCAAGACAAUGCUGGGAGACUUGCCCGUGGUGAUCUGGAUAGUUGCAUCUUGCCCUGUACCCCAAGAGGGUGUAUGGAACUUAUCAAACGAACAGGGGUGGACGUCAAAGGAAAGAACGCAGUUGUUGUUGGCCGUAGUAAAAUAGUUGGAGCCCCCAUGUCAGACCUGCUUUUGUGGAACCAUGCUACAGUGACCAUCUGUCACUCACGGACUGCUGAUCUUAAGGCAGAGGUUCAAAGGGCAGAUAUUUUGGUUGUGGGUAUUGGUCAACCUGAGCUGGUGAAAGGGGACUGGAUCAAGCCUGGAGCUGUGGUGAUAGAUUGUGGCAUCAACUCAUUGCCUGAUGCAACUAAACCAAGAGGAUAUCGCCUUGUAGGAGAUGUGGAUUAUGAAUCUGCCAAGCAAGUUGCCUCAUGGAUCACCCCAGUCCCUGGUGGGGUCGGCCCCAUGACAGUGGCCAUGCUGCUGAGAAAUACAGUUGAUCAGGCCAGAAAGAGUUAUGAAAAACUGGCCACCACUACUGGGUGGAAUAUUCAGUACUUGCCAUUGGCCCUCAAGGAUCCAGUUCCUAGUGACAUAGAUAUUGCCAAAUCUCAAGUUCCAAAAGAUGUGUCAGUGCUAGCCAGUGAGAUCAACCUGCGUCAUGAGGAAGUGGAUCUCUAUGGGAAGAAGAAAGCCAAAGUGUCACUGAAAGUUUUGGAAAGACUUAACAAACAGAAGGAUGGGAAAUAUGUUGUUGUCGCAGGAAUCACACCGACGCCACUGGGUGAAGGAAAAAGUACCACAACAGUAGGACUGGCCCAGGCUCUUGGAGCUCAUCUGAAGAAAAAUGUCUUCGCAUGUGUCCGCCAGCCAUCACAGGGACCAACUUUUGGUAUUAAAGGAGGAGCAGCAGGAGGAGGCUACUCUCAAGUUAUUCCCAUGGAAGAGUUCAACUUGCAUUUGACUGGAGACUUGCAUGCCAUAACUGCAGCCAACAACCUUCUGGCUGCAGCCAUAGAGGCCAGAAUGUUCCAUGAAGCUACACAAACUGAUCCGGCACUUUACAAAAGAUUGGUACCAGAUAAUAAAGGACAGCGUGACUUCUGCCCAAUACAGAUAAGGAGACUGAAAAAACUUGGAAUAACUAAAACUGACCCUAAGGAACUAACCCCUGAAGAAAUAAAGAGAUUUGUGCGUCUUGAUAUUGAUAAAGACACAAUAACGUGGCAGAGAGUGAUGGACACAAAUGAUAGAUUUCUUCGCAAAAUAACCAUAGGUCAAGGUCCUCAAGAGAAAGGUCAUGAGAGAGAGGUCCAGUUUGAUAUCACAGUUGCCAGUGAAAUAAUGGCAGUGCUGGCAUUAACAACAGACCUGCGAGACAUGAGAGAAAGACUAGGCAGGAUGGUAGUGGCCAGCAGUAAGGCUGGGGAACCCAUCACUGCUGAUGAUCUGGGAGUUGGUGGAGCAUUGGCUGUCCUAAUGAAAGAUACCAUCAGACCAAAUUUAAUGCAAACAUUAGAGGGUACACCAGUAUUUGUACAUGCGGGCCCCUUUGCAAACAUAGCUCAUGGUAAUUCUUCCAUCCUUGCUGACAAAAUCGCUUUGAAGCUAGUUGGAGAAAAUGGCUUUGUGGUGACUGAAGCUGGUUUUGGAGCUGAUAUUGGAAUGGAGAAGUUCUUCAACAUCAAGUGCCGCUACUCUGGUCUGCAGCCUAAUGCAGUUGUGCUGGUUGCCACAGUUAGAGCCCUCAAGAUGCAUGGGGGUGGCCCAACUGUGGUGGCUGGUGUGCCUUUACCAAAAGAGUACAGAGAAGAGAAUUUGACACUAGUAGAGCAGGGUUGCAGUAAUCUAAUCAAACAAAUUCAAAAUGCAAACAAGUUUGGGGUACCUGUCGUUGUUGCCAUCAAUGGCUUUGCCACUGACACCAAUGCUGAAUUGGAGCUUGUUCAGAGAAUAUCUAGAGAAAAUGGUGCCUUUGAUGCUGUCAUAUGCUACCACUGGGCCAAGGGAGGAGGAGGGGCCACAGAUCUAGCCACAGCUGUGGACCAGGCCACUAGGCAACCCAGCAACUUCAAGUUCCUGUAUGAUGUCAAAGAGCAAAUUGAAACAAAGAUAGAAACAAUUGCUAAAGAAAUUUAUGGGGCAGCUGGCAUUGAGCUUGAACUGCUGGCUAGAGAACAGAUAGAGCGGUAUAAGAAGCAGGGAUUUAAUGACCUUCCAAUUUGUAUGGCAAAAACACAUCUUUCCUUGUCACAUAAACCUGAGCUUAAAGGUGCCCCUACAGGGUUCAUAUUGCCCAUAAGAGAGGCUCGAGCAAGCAUUGGCGCUGGCUUUAUUUAUCCCCUUGUUGGAACUAUGAGCACUAUGCCAGGACUUCCAACCCGCCCAUGUUUCUAUGACAUAGACAUCGACCCAGAUACAGAAGAAAUUUUAGGACUUUCAUAACUCAGUACUAUUUCAUUUUAAAGUGAUUGUAGACCCUAUUAAAUUUUUUGGGCCUUCUGAGAAUGAAAUUUGUGUCAAGUAUAUAUCAGGUUUUUCAAGGGUAACAUUUUCAAAUGUCUGUGUUAAAGUGCAUUGCUCAAUGUUUUCAUUAUACCUUUCAUACUACUUGAAUUACACAUGAUUAUUAUUAGAUAAACAUAUACAGAACAUCCAACUGAAUCAUGGUUAACUGUUAUUCAUUUUCUUUAUGUUCAUUUAGAUCUAAGUGCCAUGAACAUUUUUCUGUUAAAGCUAAAUAGAAUUUAAAUGGAAACCUACAGUCAUUGGUUUCUUUUUUUUUUUUUAAAUUGUUUAUGUUGAUUUUCCAUUGAUGUAAUUCAUAUGGUGGCAGCUUUAAUUAUUCAAGGUUAAUGUAAUACUUUUUUCAUUAAACAGAUUUUAUUUUUGCAUAUAAGACAACCACAACAGUUACACAAUGAAAUUUGUACAUCAAGUAUACCUUAAAAAUAGAACUUUUUUAAUAAUAUUAAUAAUAAUAAAUAAUAUUCUUUGAAUUUUGUUACUAUAAGGCAACCCUGAGCAUCAUUUACAAAUUAUAGACACAUUAUUAAUAAACUUGAUGAUUCUUAUAAAGUAGAAAAAGAUUGUAAACAAUUAUUUUAAAAUAAAAUAUACCUGAUUUUUAUUGUGCAGAAUUGUAAAAUAACUAAAUGAUCAUGAUUUUAUUUUUAUAAAAUUAGAUUUAACUAGGCAUUAUGUCUCCAGGGGAAUAAGUUACCACCGUUGUUUUAUAUUAUAAAUGAAAAAUACAUGUAUCAGGAUAGACACUAGUUUUCUUUGUAAAUAUAGCAUUAGCAAGCAGUGUGCUAUACAUAACAAUGGUAUUGGUAUUUUAGCAAUAAGUAAAGUACAAAGUAGUUUUAAAGUUGUGAUUUUUUUUAUUGAAUUAUG